Messenger RNA from Condylura cristata (star-nosed mole), 798 nucleotides. Its product is annotated as C-type lectin domain family 4 member A-like. The record is from RefSeq and is a predicted model, not a curated record. NCBI's taxonomy places the organism in Eukaryota, Metazoa, Chordata, Mammalia, Eulipotyphla, Talpidae. The coding region runs from base 1 to 798 and encodes 265 amino acids. The transcript has 5 exons.
AUGCAGACACGUGUGAGGGAGGCUGAGCGGAGCUGUGUGGAGAUGUGCAGGAGAGAAGCUGAGCUGCGGCUGCAGCAAGGCAGCAUCAUGAUGGUGGCAGCGGCCCUGGGACAGCUCCGUGAGGGCUUUGUGGAGCUGGGCUUUGUGGGUGCAGGCCAUAUGGCAGAGGCCAUGGAAUAUGGCCCUGUUCAAAUAGUUGUUUGGGAAGUUUUGUUGGAGAAGGGGAGACCCAAAGAAACAGGCAUCUUGCCCAAGUGUGGCCUGAAGAGAAAACUAUCAAAUGUAACCUUUAAGGAAAUGACAGGCGUGACGGGAGUGACAAAAGUGAUGGGAGUGACAGGGAGAGAAGGGAACUUCAGCUGCUGUCCCACGGGCUGGAAGCCAUUCGGUUCGAGCUGCUACUUCAUUUCUAAUGCACCUAAAACUCAGCCUGAGAGUGAAGAGAACUGCCUGGUAAUGGAAGCUCAUCUGCUGGUGAUCACCUCCGAGGAGGAGCAGAAUUUCAUCAUCCAGAACUUGGAUACCGCAUUUCUUUAUUGCAUUGGGCUGACUGAAACACUCAAGCCGUCAGACCCAUCUGGGAAAAGACACUGGCAGUGGGUUGACCAGACACCAUACAAUGAAAGUGCCACGUUCUGGCACAAAAAUGAACCCGGACAUAACAACAAGCACUGUGUUGUUCUACAUUCUCAUACAAUAACGAAUAAAUGGGGCUGGGUCAGUGUUGAGUGUCUUCUACCUUACAGGUCAAUUUGCGAGAUGACAAAGAUCAGCUGCUCAGUGGAGCAGUCUCCAUGA